Messenger RNA from Stegodyphus dumicola, 2388 nucleotides. RefSeq names its product calcium-binding mitochondrial carrier protein aralar1 (gene aralar1). The record is from RefSeq and is a predicted model, not a curated record. NCBI's taxonomy places the organism in Eukaryota, Metazoa, Arthropoda, Arachnida, Araneae, Eresidae. Gene Ontology annotation, biological process: malate-aspartate shuttle; aspartate transmembrane transport; L-glutamate transmembrane transport. Gene Ontology annotation, molecular function: L-aspartate transmembrane transporter activity; L-glutamate transmembrane transporter activity; calcium ion binding.
UUUCUUGAAUAUUUUAUGUACUAUGAGUGUUUGAAAUAUAUACUUCCAUUCCAGGGUGCUAGAGCAUGUUUUCUUCGUGACAUACCAUUUUCAGCAAUUUAUUUUCCUGUUUAUGCUCAUACAAAACUAAAGUUUGCUGAUGCAGAUGGGCACAAUGGACCUGGAUCACUUUUAUUAUCUGCUGUUAUAGCUGGUGUUCCUGCAGCCUAUUUAGUAACACCAGCAGAUGUUAUUAAAACGAGACUUCAAGUUGCUGCUCGAGAAGGCCAAACAACAUAUUCUGGUGUAGUUGAUGCAUGCAGAAAAAUUUGGCGUGAAGAGGGUGGUUAUGCAUUUUGGAAAGGAGGCCCUGCAAGGGUUUUCCGAUCGGCUCCUCAAUUUGGUUUUACUUUAUUGACAUAUGAGAUUUUGCAAAGGCUGUUUUACAUUGAUUUUGGAGGAAGGAGGCCAACCGGCUCUCAGACUAAAGUCCCAGUCCAUGCAGGAGAAAUACGAUCUACAAAUCCUGAUCAUGUAGGAGGUUAUCGUUUAGCUAAUGCCACCUUUAGUGGCAUGGAAACAAAAUUUGGUCUUUUCCUCCCAAAAUUUAGGACGCCCAAUCAAAAUAUAUAAUUGCUUGCUAAAAAUUAAAUUUUAGUCCUUAUAAUCCAAUUAAAAUUAGUUCAUAGACUCCUAUUCAACAAUGAAGUUUUCAGGUUAGAGAACAUAAUAUCAAGCUGUUAGAAAUCAAUUUUUCUACACUGACUAAAAUGAAAAGAAUUGCUUCUAAUCACAUAAAUCUAGUAAAAAUCCUAAUGAGACAGCAAAGGGUGUUGAAAGAAAAUUGAAAUGCUCAUUUAUACAGUGCAGUGCUAUAAAAAUUGGAGUAGUGAUUUUUAAUCCUCUAACGCUUAGCUUGGUUAUGCUAAGUCUGUUUGCUACUUCAAAAUAGAUUGUAAAUAAACUUAUUUUUGUGAAUAUAGUAUACUUCUGUUUUCAAAGGUGAAAGGUAAGAGGAAAACAUUCUUUGCACUUAGAUGGAAUUCUUCAAUCCUUCAGCAUUGUGUGAUUUCAAGUAUUGUGUUCUAAAGUUUGCUUCUAUCUAUUCGUAUGCUAGUGUUUCGGAAUGUUAUGGUAUGUUUCACAUACAGGAAAUGCUGCACAGGAUUUUUUCUUAGAUGGGCAUGCAAUCCCUGCUCAAGAAGCGUUUCUGGUUUGUUAAUAGGCAUAAAAAAAUCCUGAAGGAAUGUUACAGAAAUAAUGUAAAAUUAACUUUUCUUGCUCUCUCACCUUUGCAAUUGAAAUUUUGCUCAAGAAUAAUGCAUAUUUAGUUUUGAUAAAAAAAAAUUCAUGUAUACCUGUUACACAUCACUAAACUGCUUGAAAAGAACAAAGUGCAAAAUUUGCUUGAGCAUAAUUAUGAAAAUUAAUUAUUAAAAUAUUUUAUGACUGCUUAUAAAUUCUUAAAUUUUUUCAUGUUAUAAUAACUGCAUUUGCAUAAAAUAUAUAAAAAAUUUUUUAAACUUUAAAUGAACUUAAUUUUAUGUAACUUAAGAGUUUAUAUUCUGUAGUUGAAUUGUUUAAUAUAAAAGGCAAUGACAAACAUUUUUUUUUUUUUUCCCUCUCUCUUGUAGAAUUAGUUUUUGUACAAUUAUUUCAUUCCUACACUUGUGUGAAGUAGCUAUAUAAUUUCAGUUCAGCGAUUCGUCUUUCUGAGCAGGCUUCACUGUUAAUAUCAGUAUUUUUUGUUUCUAACAUUUUGUUAUGUCUAUUAUUUGUAGUCAUUGCUUUAGUCCGUUAUUCAUAUAUAUGAGUUAUAAAAAAUACCUCAUAAUUUACACAAGUUGUUACAAAUUGUCUUGUACAUGUUGAUUUUAUUUCAGUCUUUUUAAGAUUAGUAAAUAUUGAAUUGGGAGGGUUAAUCCUGCAGAUUACUAUAAAUUAUAAUGCUAGGCCAUUUUCAAUUUAACAUUAGUCUUUCAUCAUGUUAAUGGCUUUCAUAUCAUGGUUUUCUGGUCAAAAAAGUAACUUAUAAUUGAAUAUUUGUAAAAUAUACAUUAAAAAAUCCUCUACUGCAAUUAUUAUAUGUUUGUGUUGUGUAUGUUUUGAUUAUAUUGCUCAUUAAAUAUAAUUUUUAUAUAAUUUAAAUUUCAAUAAUUUGAAGUUUUUUUUUUUUUUUUUUUUUUUUUUUUUUAGAUGUACAAACCCUACUUAAAAUAAAUUUCUUUUAACAAUUGAAAGUUUGUUUAAUGCUUUCAAAUUCCUUUUCGUAAUCUAGUCGUACAGAAAUCUAAAAUUUAGAGUAUUCAAAUAGGGCAAUUUAUUUUUUUCCCUUUUUCUAGAUGCUUCACAUAUACAAAGAUGUAAAUUAUCUGUAAAGAUCUCAUUAAAGUUACUUUUUAAAUAUAA